UUGGUUGUUUUAUUGCAUACGUCACGAUGUAACUUCCGCCCGUUUACGAACGUCGUACGCUGCUCGGUUUCUUGCGUGUUUUGUUUGAAUAUCAGACAGAAUUGUGCUUCAUAGUCAUCACUUUGUCGGUAAGAUGACGUCACAUCGUGUCUAAAACGGACAUACACUCUGUAAAACGGUAUCUCUGCGUUAUUUGUGGAGAUAGCCGUCUUAGAAUGGUGAGGGUCGCGCUGCUAUGCUAGCGGUGUAUGUUAUGUUAUGCUAGCAGAGGAAUGGCCCAUGUGAAGAGCAUGCUAAGUGACGCAAUAGCUGCAGUCUUGGAAGAGGACGCGCUGGUUAAAUCUGAGGUGUCCCAAGUAAACUGUUCAGAGGAAAAGACCUUGUUGAAUGUUCCAACCUCCGUAAAGAAGGAAGAGAAGUCAUCAGAGGAGCAGGACACGUCAUUACCCCUGCACGGACAGCCUUCAUCAGAGGUGUCACGUGAGGCGUUCCAUUGGGUUCAGGUUAGGACUCUGUGCAGGCCAGUCAAGUUGAUCCACACCCGACUCUGUCAUGGACCUUAUUUUGUGCAUAGGUGCACAGUCAUGUUGGAAGAGAAAGGGACCCACUCCAAACUGUUACCACAAGGAUCAAAGAAAGUCCCCGGCAUUACAAGGUCUUCUGCCAAAGUGUCCUGACCAAGAGCAGCGAAUUCAGGAUGGAGAAGCUGUUGGUGACGCAGGUUGUCAGAAUAAUGGCGAGGCGGCCGCACCCAAGACGGUUACCAUACCCCCGUCCCCUAAAGUCAAAAUAGUUAGUGCCAAUAAUAGGAUGAGAAGACCACGAAUCGACACUUCACUUGUUUUUUUGACGAAGAAGUUUCUGAAGAUGCUCCAACGGGCGAAGGACGGCGUUUUGGACCUUAACGUCGUCUGCAGCCAACUCAACACCUCCAAGAGACGCAUCUACGACGUCACAAACGUCUUGGAGGGGAUCUUCCUCAUCAAAAAGAAGUAUAAGAAUCACGUGCAGUGGAUGGGCGGGUGGCUGAACGAGAACGCAGGGCAAGUGCUGAAACAGCUUUCUGAAGAAGAGAGGGUCCUGGAUGGGCUGAUCAGGACUUACACCCGUGACAUUCAUCGCUUGUGUUUGGAAGAGCAAAACGCCAGAUUGGCCUACUUGACCUACGAGGACAUUCAAAGCCUUCCCAGCUUCAAAGAGCAGACUGUGAUUGUGAUCAAAGGCCCCCCGGACACACAAAUAGAGGUUCCGCACGUGAUGGAGAGCAAGGAGGUCCACGUGAAGAGCACCAAGGGCCCGGUGGAGGUGUUCCUGUGCUCGGACGAACCUGUGCCCAGGGAGGCCCCCAUGGAGGUGACGGACCAAGUGGCGGCUAAUGACGCCGCGCCCAUCAGUAGUAACACCACUGCGUCGUUAAUGAUAUCCUUUACGGCCAUGCCUAUCAAAAGUGGUCCUUGUUUUUAAGUGCGCCUCAAAAACAUUGGCACCCUUACUCCUCUCCUUUGUACCGUCCGUCGUGUCACUCCACAACCAGACCUCGGAAUCCACUUCAUGACACACGGGAAAGACUGAGUUCAGGAUGACCUUUUAUUUAUUUUUUUGUUAGCGUUACGUAGGGGUGUCCUGAUCUGAUGCCCAAAAAAAUGCCAAUUAUCAGACGAUAAUAGCUUGCGUCUGAAAUCGCCGUUAUAAGCUACGAUACAAGCAGUCCUGCAGCUGGACAUCCACUUAACGUAUUUUCUGCUCUAUAGAGUGCACCGGUAUGUAAGCCACAGCCGCUAAAUUUGAGAAGAAACAUAUAUUUUUCCAUAUAUUAGCCGCACGGGACUGUACGCCGCAGAUAUUUGU
This is a messenger RNA of Nerophis ophidion (straightnose pipefish), 1848 nucleotides long. It is a transcript of the gene e2f3, whose product is annotated as E2F transcription factor 3. The record is from RefSeq and is a predicted model, not a curated record. The transcript is spliced from 8 exons. Gene Ontology annotation, biological process: regulation of transcription by RNA polymerase II. The coding region runs from base 553 to 1464 and encodes 303 amino acids. Gene Ontology annotation, cellular component: RNA polymerase II transcription regulator complex. NCBI's taxonomy places the organism in Eukaryota, Metazoa, Chordata, Actinopteri, Syngnathiformes, Syngnathidae. Gene Ontology annotation, molecular function: protein dimerization activity; DNA-binding transcription factor activity, RNA polymerase II-specific; RNA polymerase II cis-regulatory region sequence-specific DNA binding.